AUGGCCAACACUCCUCACGGUGGUGUCCUGAAGGACCUUCUUGCCCGCGAUGCUCCCCGCCACGACCAGUUGGCCGCGGAAGCGGAGACCCUGCCCGCCAUUGUUCUCUCCGAGCGCCAGCUGUGCGAUCUUGAACUGAUCAUGAACGGUGGCUUCAGUCCUCUUGAGGGCUUCAUGAACCAGAAGGAUUUUGACGGUGUCUGUGAGGACUGCCGUCUUGCCGAUGGCAACCUUUUCUCCAUGCCCAUUACCCUCGAUGCCUCCCAACAGGUCAUCAGCGAGCUCAAGCUGCAGGCUGGCUCUCGUGUCACUCUCCGCGACUUCCGUGAUGACCGCAACCUGGCCAUCCUGACCAUCGACGACAUCUACCGUGCUGACAAGGAGAAGGAAGCCAAGCUGGUCUUUGGCGGUGAUCCUGAGCACCCUGCCAUCAAGUACCUCAACACCAAGAUUGAGGAAUUCUACAUCGGUGGAAAGGUCGAGGCUGUCAACAAGCUGAACCACUACGACUAUGUUGCUCUGCGCUACACCCCCGCAGAGCUGCGCAUCCACUUCGACAAGCUCGGCUGGUCCCGAGUUGUCGCUUUCCAGACCAGAAACCCCAUGCACAGAGCUCACCGUGAGCUGACCGUUCGUGCGGCUCGUGCUCGCCAGGCUAACGUCCUGAUCCACCCCGUUGUCGGUCUCACCAAGCCCGGUGACAUUGACCACUUCACCCGUGUCCGUGCUUACCAGGCCCUCCUCCCCCGCUACCCCAACGGAAUGGCCGUCCUUGGUCUGCUCGGCCUCGCCAUGCGUAUGGGUGGUCCCCGUGAGGCCAUCUGGCACGCCAUCAUCCGUAAGAACCACGGUGCCACCCACUUCAUCGUUGGUCGUGACCACGCCGGUCCCGGUAAGAACUCCAAGGGCGAAGAGUUCUACGGCCCCUACGACGCUCAGCACGCUGUCGAGAAGUACAAGGACGAGCUGGGUAUCGAGGUCGUCGAGUUCCAGCAGGUCACCUACCUGCCGGACACCGAUGAGUACAAGCCUAAGGAUGAGGUUCCUGCCGGUGUGAAGACUCUGGAUAUCUCCGGUACCGAGCUGCGCAACCGCCUCCGCACGGGUGCCCACAUCCCCGAGUGGUUCUCUUACCCCGAAGUUGUUAAGAUCCUGCGUGAAUCCAGCCCCCCGCGUAACACCCAGGGUUUCACCGUCUUCCUUACCGGUUACCAGAACUCCGGCAAGGACGCCAUCGCUCGUGCUCUGCAGGUCACCUUGAACCAGCAGGGUGGUCGCGCUGUCUCUCUCCUCCUGGGUGACACUGUCCGCCACGAGCUCUCUUCUGAGCUUGGCUUCAGCCGCGAGGACCGCCACACCAACAUUCAGCGUAUCGCCUUCGUUGCCAGCGAGCUGACCAAGGCCGGUGCUGCUGUUAUCGCCGCUCCCAUUGCCCCCUACGAGCACUCCCGGAAGGCCGCUCGUGAGGCCGUUUCCCAGCACGGUUCCUUCUUCCUGGUCCACGUCAACACCCCUCUGGAGUACUGUGAGAAGACCGACAAGCGCGGUAUCUACGCCAAGGCCCGCGCCGGCGAGAUCAAGGGCUUCACUGGUGUUGAUGAUCCUUAUGAGGCUCCUCAGAACGCUCACCUCACUGUUGAUGUCUCCAAGCAGACUGUUCGCAGCAUUGUCCACGAGAUCAUCCUUCUGCUUGAGACUGAGGGUUUCUUUGACCGUGCUUAG
Molecule: messenger RNA, 1722 nt
Organism: Aspergillus pseudonomiae
Lineage: Eukaryota; Fungi; Ascomycota; Eurotiomycetes; Eurotiales; Aspergillaceae
Gene: sC
Product: sulfate adenylyltransferase
Exons: 6
Coding region: 1-1722 (573 amino acids)
Biological process (GO): sulfur amino acid metabolic process
Cellular component (GO): cytoplasm
Molecular function (GO): sulfate adenylyltransferase (ATP) activity; adenylylsulfate kinase activity; ATP binding
Source: RefSeq, a predicted model, not a curated record